AUGACGAAGACUUUUCUUAAGAACAUUAUAAAAGACGAUAUUAGAGUUUCAACUAAGCAGAAAUCAGCUGCUGACAUUCAAGAUUUGUUUUUCAGAGAGUAUCAAGUUGACCUCAGCUACCAUCAAGCAUACCAUGGACUGAAAUAUUGCAAAGAAUAUAUUUGGGGAGAUGAUAUCAAGUUGUAUUCUGACUUCUUGUGGUAUGAAGAAGCUGUGAAGCAUUAUAAUCCUGGAAACGUUAUCAACUUUCAGUUUAAUGCUCAAACCGACAGUUUGAGAGAUGCUAUGUUUCUUACUGGAAAGUUCAUGGGUGGUCUUAUGGUAGCUUGUGGGGAAAAUGGCAACCAAGAGAUAUUUCCAGUUGCCUUUGGGAUUGUUUGUAGUGAAAAUAGUGAUAAUUGGCGCUGGUUACUGGAAAGUUUGAAGGGAAUUGUCGAUGUUGAUCGUCCGUUGACCAUCAUAUAUGAUCGUGGAACUGGACUUUUGAACACUGUUCCUGAAAUCUUUCCGAAUUCUUUUCACUCAUAUUGCUCGUACCAUAUGAAAGGAAAUAUUCCAGUUAGCAAAGGCAGGAGUAGACAAACUGAUAUUAAGUUGUUUGAGCAAUGCUACAGUGUUGUCACCAAGGAGCAAUUUUUGAAGGCAGUAUCAAGCAUGGUAAAUAUGAAGUUGUUCUCUGUUAUUGAGUGGAUGAAGAAGAUCCCACUGAAGAACUGGGCUGCUCAUGAGUUUCUUGGAAGGUAUGGAGAACUUACAUCCAAUGUAGUUGAAAGCUUUAAUAGUUUUCUUAGGCACGAAAAGCAACUGAAAGUCAUCGAGUUGAUUGAAUGUAUUCGUGCUCGGACAAUGGAGACAAUGUGGAAGAGGAAGCUUGCAUCUAGCAAGUGGACUGCAAUACUUACCCCUAAGAUGCAAGCAAGGUUAGACAAGAGGAUAACUGACUGUCGUAGAUACAAGGUGCGUCGAGACAGUGAAAAAGUAUUUGAGAUCAUAACUAAUACCGGGAAGCAUACUGUCGACUUGGACUCCCGGACCUGCACUUGUCAGUGGUGGAAAAAACACAGCUCCCCUUGCAGUCAUUCCGUGAAAGCUAUGGUGCAGAUUGGUGAGGAAGAGGUAUACAACCACAUCACAUCUUACUACAUUGUCGAAUACUACAAAGGUAUGUAUGCAAAACCUAUUUAUCCCAUUCCUGACGAAGACAAGCCGGAUGAGAUUUCUCUUACUAAAUAUGUCAUUCCUCCCCCUGUUGGACCACACGUUGGAAGACCAAACUCGGUUCGUAAACACAGUUACCGUGAGAAAUUCCGCAAGAAGAGAAAUUGUGGCCAUUGUGGAAUGCUUGUAUACCAUAAUCGUAGAACAUGUCGGAGUGCUCCAUUGGCCCCUAGCCCACCAAUUUUCAAGGAUCAGCCAAGGAUUGGAAGGUUUUACAGAAUGAUGUUCCUAUGA
Messenger RNA from Papaver somniferum (opium poppy), 1452 nucleotides. RefSeq lists its product as uncharacterized. NCBI's taxonomy places the organism in Eukaryota, Viridiplantae, Streptophyta, Magnoliopsida, Ranunculales, Papaveraceae. Gene Ontology annotation, molecular function: zinc ion binding. The record is from RefSeq and is a predicted model, not a curated record. The transcript is spliced from 3 exons. Bases 1 to 1452 code for a protein of 483 amino acids.